CAACACUUCAUCUUUAGUACAUCCCACUAUACAUCUCUCUCCCUCAUCGCUUGUGAUUCCUUGUGAUUCCUUGCAAUUCCUUGUCAAACCUUUCUACCCAACAAAACAUCAAAAACUUGUACUAGCAGACCCACUAACUUAAAAACUGAUCCUGCUUUUCAACCCCAUACACAUCAACCCUACUCGAUUCGAUUUUUUUUCAACUUCAGUAGCAUCAGCAUCAUUCGACUCAAGUGUUUCAUCAAAUCAACUUUGAAGACUUCAUCUAGCUCAAAAUGGUCUCAUCAGUUCUAUCCAACCUCACCUCUCAAUCUCGUCUCAACUCUCCUGGAAUUCCUAAACGUCGAUCUACUCAAUCCAGUCGAUCUCGUCUGAAUGCUUCUAACUCUUCCUCUUCGUCUCAACCAAAACCCAGCCGAAAUCCUGAUCAUGAUCGCGAGUUGAUGACUAUGUUGUUGGUGGGUGAAUAUCGUGAAGAAGCUCAAGAGUACAUGCUUCAACUGGAUGCUGAAACUAUUCCAGCAGUAGAGACUAUGGAUCUUCAACCCGAGUUAGAAUGGUUCAUGCGACCAUUUUUGAUUGAUUUUAUGAUUGAAAUUCACCAACAAUACCGCUUAAGACCCGAAACACUAUAUUUGGCCGUUAAUAUUGUGGAUCGCUAUGUAGCUAAGCGAGUAGUUUUCAAGAAACAUUAUCAACUCGUUGGUUGUGCUUCCCUUUGGAUUGCUGCUAAAUAUGAGGAUGCAAAGGAACGAGUCCCAGGUGUUGGGGAACUGAGUGCGAUGUGUUGUGGAGCUUAUGAAGAAGCUAGUUUUGUUCAAAUGGAAGGACAUGUACUUACCACCAUUGGUUGGCAACUUGGACAUCCUACUCCUGAAGCGUUUUUGAGGAUUCGAUUGGCCGAUGAACUUUCAAAGUCGAUGAUGGUCACCAAAUCUCAAUCUUUACAACAUUCCAAUACCACCCUUGCUCAUUUGACUAGGUUUCUUAUGGAGCUCAGUCUCUUUGAUCGAGCGUUUGUUGGGAUUAGAUCAGUAGAGAUUGCAGAUGGAGCUUUAAUGUUGGCUAGAUUUAUACUUGGUUCACCUUGUCAAUCUGCAGAUGAGAAUGCGGGAGCGAAACGAGUGAUGAACAUGUUGGAUGAACAGCUUGGGGAACGGUUCAGUACGAUUUCCGCCGUCGUGGUAAAGAAGUACAAUUACGGAUACUUUUCACGAGCCUCAAGAGUAGUAGGAGAUUGGUAUGGAGCAGGACAUCGAUUGAGUAGACCAGCUCCACCUCGAUCGAUUUCAUCACUCUCGAUCAGUUCAUCACCUACUUCGUCGGUCUUGACGAUGUCCUCUUCAUCCCGAAGAUCCGUUACUUGGUCUUCACCUGGUUCUUCGGUCAAAGCUGAGGAAGAAGAGGACGCUGAAUUGGAAGAAAAGAUGAUGAUGAUGGGUGAGGGUAAACGGUCAACUGAUGGUGCUAAUCGGUACCCAUCAGCUGGUUUAGUGGAAUCUCCUACGAUGCCAGAACGAUUGAAGAACUAUCACUUAUCCACCAGUGCUCCACCACCAUCUCCUUCGAUUUCUUGAGUCAUUCAACUCACCUCGGACAUACUCUUGCUUUCUUGAUUCGCUCUGAACUCUUAAUUCUCUUCUUGUCCUCAUCAUCUCUUUUCUUGGGAACGAUUAUCGAUACUUUUCGUUCUUCUCCUUGUCUUACACUCACAUUCUUUUUGUGUUGUUGUUGCUGUUCUUCAUCGUCUACUCUCAUACCAUGAUGAUUGUUUUUUUGUCUAGGCAAAGAAAACACAGAAAAUCUAACAUGGUCCUCCCUUACUCUUAUUUAUCUUUUCAUCUGUUAUUAGUGUUUCCUUUUUUCAUUUUCUUAAUCAUUAAUGUCCUUGUUUGUUUUCUUGAAAGUUCUUUUUUUUUCUCUGAGUAUAUGUGAACUUUGGAUGAUUUCUUUUUCUGAUUCUUCUUUUCUCUGAUUUUUCUUCUUAUGAUUAAGAUUUUAGAGAAUAAAGGAAAUGAAAGAAAAUAUUGAUGAU
Melampsora larici-populina 98AG31 is the source of this 2035-nucleotide messenger RNA. RefSeq lists its product as uncharacterized. Bases 276 to 1577 code for a protein of 433 amino acids. Gene Ontology annotation, molecular function: cyclin-dependent protein serine/threonine kinase regulator activity. Lineage: Eukaryota; Fungi; Basidiomycota; Pucciniomycetes; Pucciniales; Melampsoraceae. Gene Ontology annotation, cellular component: centrosome; cyclin-dependent protein kinase holoenzyme complex; cytoplasm. Gene Ontology annotation, biological process: regulation of cyclin-dependent protein serine/threonine kinase activity; mitotic cell cycle phase transition. The transcript is spliced from 3 exons. The record is from RefSeq and is a predicted model, not a curated record.